AUAUCUUUAUUACGGUUCUCUUCAGAUGCUGCAGUUUCAGCCUGUCUCCUGAUACAAAGUGGAAAUAUUCCUCAGAAGCACAGCGACACAUUAUCAGGACUGGAUGUGAGGAUGGAGCAGACUUUGCUCUGUGUGAUGGAGCUACUGUUGAUCAGUUCACUCUUCCAUUGUGGGCAUGCUGAAGGACCUCAGCUUUCUGUGUCUCCAUCAUGGCUGAGUCCUGGAUCCUCGGUAACUCUGAGAUGUGAAAUUGAACCUCUGUCUGCAGGAUGGAGGUUCUACUGGUAUAAAGCUGUUCCUGAUCUGUUACACAAGAACUACAGUUAUGAUCUGCUGUCUGGUAGCACUGCUGGGACUGAACAUGAUUCCUACAUCAUUCAUGGACAAACACACACAGCAGGAUAUGUGUGUAGAGCUGGAAGAGGAGACCCAGUAGAUUAUACUGAUUACAGUGAACCAAACUUUGUCUGGUCUGCAGGUUCUCACCCAGCAGCAUCUCUCACAGUGAGUCCUGACAGAGAGAAACACUUCACUGUUGAUGAUAUCUCUCUGAUCUGUGGAGGAAGCUCUGCUGAGUGGAGAGUGAGGAGGUUUCCUGGAGGAAAAAGCUUUUCAGACUGCUCUUACUGGGGGACGAUGACUGGAUCUACAUGUAGCUUAAACAGUCGUCUGUACUGGAGAGGAGUGUACUGGUGUGAGUCUGGAUCAGGAGAGUUCAGUAAUGCAGUCAACAUCACUAGAGGAAGACCUCAGCUUUCUGUGUCUCCAUCAUGGCUGAGUCCUGAAUCCUCAGUAACUCUGAGAUGUGAGAUUAAACCUCCGUCUGCAGGAUGGAGGUUCUACUGGUAUAAAGCUGUUCCUGAUCUGUUACACAAGAACUACAGUUAUGAUCUGCUGCCUGGUAGCACUGCUGGGACUGAACAUGAUUCCUACAUCAUUCAUGGACAAACACACACAGCAGGAUAUGUGUGUAGAGCUGGAAGAGGAGACCCAGAGUAUCACACUGAUUACAGUGAACCAAAGUUUGUCUGGUCUGCAGGUCCUCAUCCAGCAGCAUCUCUCACAGUGAGUCCUGACAGAGAGCAACACUUCACUGUUGAUGAUAUCUCUCUGAACUGUGGAGGAAGCUCUGCUGAGUGGAGAGUGAUGAGGUUUACUGGAGGACAAAGGCUUUCAGACUGCUCCUCCUGGGGGACGAUGACUGGAUCUACAUGUAGCUUAAACAGUCGUCGGUACUGGAGAGCAGCAGUGUACUGGUGUGAGUCUGGAUCAGGAGAGUUCAGUAAUGCAGUCAACAUCACUAGAGAAAGACCUGUCCUCUCUGUGUCUCCAUCAUGGCUGAGUCCUGGAUCCUCAGUAACUCUGAGAUGUGAGAUUAAACCUCCGUCUGCAGGAUGGAGGUUCUACUGGUAUAAAGUUGUUCCUCAUCUUUUAUACAACUUGUACAAUUAUGAUCUGCUGCCUGGUAGCACUGCUGGGACUGAACAUGAUUCCUACAUCAUUCAUGGACAAACACACACAGCAGGAUAUGUGUGUAGGGCUGGAAGAGGAGACCCAGAGUAUCACACUGAUUACAGUCAACCAAAGUUUGUCUGGUCUGCAGGUUCUCAUCCAGCAGCAUCUCUCACAGUGAUUCCUGACAGAGAGCAACACUUCACUGUUGAUGAUAUCUCUCUGAACUGUGGAGGAAGCUCUGCUGAGUGGAGAGUGAUGAGGUUUACUGGAGGAGGUUUCCUUUCAGACUGCUCCUCCUGGGGGACGAUGACUGGAUCUACAUGUAGCUUAAACAGUCGUUGGUACCAGAGAGGAGUGUACUGGUGUGAGUCUGGAUCAGGAGAGUUCAGUAAUGCAGUCAUCAUCACUAGAGAAAGACCUGUCCUCUCUGUGUCUCCAUCAUGGCUGAGUCCUGGAUCCUCGGUAACUCUGAGAUGUGAGAUUAAACCUCCGUCUGCAGGAUGGAGGUUCUACUGGUAUAAAGCUGUUCCUGAUCUGUUACACAAGAACUACAGUUAUGAUCUGCUGCCUGGUAGCACUGCUGGGACUGAACAUGAUUCCUCCAUCAUUCAUGUACAAACACACACAGCAGGAUAUGUGUGUAGAGCUGGAAGAGGAGGCCCAGUAGAUUAUACUGAUUACAGUGAAGUAAACUUUGUCUGGUCUGCAGGUUCUCAUCCAGCAGCAUCUCUCACAGUGAGUCCUGACAGAGAGCAACACUUCACUGUUGAUGAUAUCUCUCUGAACUGUGGAGGAAGCUCUGCUGAGUGGAGAGUGAUGAGGUUUACUGGAGGAGGUUUCCUUUCAGACUGCUCCUCCUGGGGGACGAUGACUGGAUCUACAUGUAGCUUAAACAGUCGUCGGUACUGGAGAGGAGUGUACUGGUGUGAGUCUGGAUCAGGAGAGUUUAGUAAUGCAGUCAUCAUCACUAGAGAAAGACCUGUCCUCUCUGUGUCUCCAUCAUGGCUGAGUCCUGGAUCCUCAGUAACUCUGAGAUGUGAGAUUAAACCUCCGUCUGCAGGAUGGAGGUUCUACUGGUAUAAAGUUGUUCCUGAUCUUUUAUACAACUUGUACAGUUAUGAUCUGCUGCCUGGUAGCACUACUGGGACUGAACAUGAUUCCUACAUCAUUCAUGGACAAACACACACAGCAGGAUAUGUGUGUAGAGCUGGAAGAGGAGACCCAGAGUAUCACACUCAUUACAGUCAACCAAAGUUUGUCUGGUCUGCAGAUUUUCAUCCAGCAGCGUCUCUCACACUGAAUCCUGACAGAGUUCAACACUUCACAUCUGACUCUGUUUCACUGAACUGUGGAGGAAACUCUACUAAGUGGAUGGUGAGGAGGUUUAAAGAAACAGGUUUUCUGUCACGCUGCUCCUCCUGGGGGACAAUGAAUGGAUCCUCAUGUAACAUGAACAUGAACUGGUACGACAGUGGAGUUUACUGGUGUGAGUCUGGAUCAGGAGAGUUCAGCAACACAGUCAACAUCACUGUACAGAAUGAUGAUGAUGGCGUCAUCCUGGUGAGCCCCGUCCAUCCUGUGACUGAGGGAGCUUCUGUCAGUCUGAGCUGCAGACUGAGAAAACAAAACACACUUUCCAGUGUUUCUUUCUAUCACAACGACAAACUUCUCCAACAUGAUGGCAGAGAGGAGCUGAACAUCUCUGCAGUGUCACAGUCAGACGAAGGUUUCUACAAGUGUCAACAUGCAGGAAAGACGUCACAACAGAGCUGGAUGUCAGUUACAGCUGUGUCCAGACCUGAAAGCUCUUCAUUUCCUGUGCUGUUGAUGGUUGGAUCAGUUAUUGGAAUCAUAUUAUUGAUUUUCCUGCUCUUGUUGUGUCUGUGCAAACAGUCCAAGGAUUUAUGCUGCAUCAGGUGGAUCCAGUCACAGAGCAGCAGUCAGAGCUCCAGUUCACAUCCUGGAGUCAACCAGAAUGAAACUAACCAGUACAGCUCUCCUCUCCACGUAGAUGAUGUUUGUCUCUAUGAGUCAAUCAAACCCACUAAACAGACUAAAACUGAUGCAGAUGAAUCCAGAGAUGUCACAUACUCUCUUAUUGAACUGAAACAUUUUGGGAAAAAGGGGAGGCAUCAUGAACCAGAGGAGAGUUGUGUUUACUCUGAUGUGAAGACAGGAACUGCAGGAAAGUGGAGUCCUGCAGCAGCUGAUGCAGCAGUUUAUUCUGAGGUCAGUUUAGGAGCAGCUCUGGAUAACGAUGCUGCCAUGUAGGCUGCAUGCUGUGCUGCUUUAUUCAGGAAUAUGAAAGAUGGAAGAAAACUCACAAUAACUGUCAAAAAUAUCAGACAUGCUCAGUAGCUUCUGUUUUUAUGUUAUGAAAUUACCCUUUAAGCUCAAACUUUUCUUUUUAUUAUUAUUGAGUCACUUAGUAACGUUAGUUUUAGUUAUAUUUGAAUUAAGGGUGGGACUUUGACAUGUUAAUUACAAUUAAUUACGAAAAAUGAACUCUUUAUAAACUUUAAAGCUGCAUUUAUAUUCAUGCUGGGUCUGCAUAUGGUAGGGUUCAGUAAAGAUGAUGCCAGUGAAAUUUGCUCUUGCAAUCCAGCGUAUGGUUACGACCUUGUGUUGCAGUUCCUCUGCUACGGUAAGCACACAAAUUCAGCAAGAAGCUCCAGAAAUCUGAAAGUAUAUAAACCGACCAACCACAAGGAAGUACUUCAGUGUAAUCAUGCUGCAAGCAGGGGUGCACGUCAGGGCUGGAAGAGGUGCGCGUUGAGCCUCUGCGGACUUACGUGGAGCUUCCAGCAGUAACGCCGUAACCAACCCUAUGCAGAGCUUUUAUCAGAGAACAGUGGAAGCUGAUAAUAACUUUAGGUUUGUUCAUCUUUGGCCAGGGAUAUUUUCUGCUUAUUUUUGUACUGUUUCAAAUUUAAAUGCAAUUAAAUGCAUUUUUUUAGACAUUACUAGAGCUUAAGUUUACAAUAUUAAUGUCUGUGUCUAUCAGUCAUCCAUUAAAAUACAUAAAAAAAAAAAAAAUAAAUAAAAAAGCUUGUAGAUUUGAGGUCUUUUUAAUGAAUGAAGUAAUUAUAUGAGAAGCACUCUGUAUAUUUUAUUUUUGCCUUAAUGGAGUUUAUGUUAUUGUAUGUUUCAUGUAAUAUAAAUAAAAUGGUAGGAAUAAAAAGCUGAUGAAAAGUUAUGCAGCUAUGCAGAAAGUGUAACCAUGUAAAAAAACUGCUGUGUUCAAAGUUGUCGUAGUUCUGUUUAAAAAGGAACCAGAGGUUGGUUUUAUUAAAAAGAAGAAGUUUUGUAAUCCUGUGUUAGAUGUCUCCUUGUUCAUCUUUAAUGUCAAUGCAAAUUAGAAGACUCAUUAAUUGUGCAGCAGAAU
Messenger RNA from Melanotaenia boesemani (Boeseman's rainbowfish), 4840 nucleotides. Its product is annotated as obscurin-like. The record is from RefSeq and is a predicted model, not a curated record. The coding region runs from base 112 to 3726 and encodes 1204 amino acids. NCBI's taxonomy places the organism in Eukaryota, Metazoa, Chordata, Actinopteri, Atheriniformes, Melanotaeniidae. Gene Ontology annotation, molecular function: transmembrane signaling receptor activity. Gene Ontology annotation, biological process: cell surface receptor signaling pathway. The transcript is spliced from 21 exons.